AUGGCUUCUCUAAAAAAAGCACCCAAUCAUAUAAGAAGGGAGUUUAAUUGGAUUAAAAAAACUAGCGCCCAAAAACCUUUAUCAGAAUUAUUAACCAAUGUUAUAGUACAUGGGAAGAACGUAGAGCAGUUACACUUAACAACUAACAACAACAACAACAACAACAACAGUUAUAAUGGUGCCAGCAAUAAUACCGGAAGCAAGCCAAACAAUAAUAUCAUCCCCACUGUCACAGGCAGCACCACCGCUAAUCAGGACACAAAAAAAAUAGCAACAGUAUCCGGAAACUAUGUAGUCCCUAGUAUGCCAAAAAUAACAGACCAAAGAUCCGUACUGCCGACAAACAAGGAGAAUAAAAUUAAUAACCAAAAUACAAACUCUAAGUCUAUUUUUCAUGCUAAAACUGAUAGUAUUACCAGCACUACUAAUAUUCAGAUUUUGAGCAACAAUACCGAUAUACCAAAACAUUCAAACAUAGACAGGCCGUUAGCAUCUUUUAAUCAAAACACUGAUAUCACAAAACUAUUGAGUGUGCGUAAUACAAAUACACAAAGAAAUACCAUCACAGGGAAUUCCGGUGAAUCCAAUGGUUCAGAACAAUUUAUAGAUUUAACACAAGAACAUCCUACUCGGAUGGGGAAAAGAGCACCAUGUUCAGUGCAACAAGUUUUUCAUACUAAUGCCAAUCAAAUGAAUGUUAGGAAAAAUUUUUCCAAUCUUAAUGCUAAGAAUAACACUCAUGAAGAAAUUAUCAAGAAACAAGAUCAACUUAUUACAGAGUUGAAAAAUCAAAGCUAUUUUUUAUCUCAAAAAUGCGACAUUAUCAUUUCUACCUCUUUAUGUGAAGAUGCAAAAAAAGCUAGACUAAAAAAUACAAUUAAUCCUGCGUUGAAAAGUAUAGAAGAUAAUAUUACUAAGUUAACUGAGUUUAUAACUACCAUUAAAUCCGAGACCUCUAAUAAUAACAUGAUUUCCAAGUCUUCCUUUUCAGAACCUACUACAAUACCCGUAUCUGCUAUAAAUAAUAACGUAAAAUCAUCGCCUAGUAUUAAUAACAAGGAAAAUAGUAAUACUGUUAGUAAUAAGAAUGAUACUACUACAGUUGCUACUCCCAAUAUCGCUACUAAUAGUGGUGUUAUUACGACCAGUAGUAAUGCUAUGAACAUCUCACCCGAAAAAGUGUCUCAAACAGUUGCUGUAUCAUCUAGAGGAAGAAAUUUAAGAAAAUUAUGCAAAAAACCAAAUUAUAAAAUACCCGCCAUGGAUGAUCCAUUUUCUUAUAACAUGGCUAAUAAAAGCUCACAAUUAAGUGAACAAGAUAUUACAGAUAUAGCAGAAAUGGAGGAUUCACACUAUUUAUCUAGUGAAAGGGGAGAUGGCGAAGAAGAAGAUUUACAUUCUAGUGAUAAGGAUUUUAUAGAUGAUGAGAUAGAGAAAUGUUUACAAGAAUCACAAGAUCAGACAUACGAAGAAGAUUAUAAACUGAGUAAUGAAGAUUUUCCUAGUCCUAGCAACAGUCACAAUACUACUUAUGCAACUAACUUACCCUCAAACAGGUAUGUUAAUAAGGAAGCACGUGAAUCUGACGAUGGAAAGUUUUAUGAUGCUUCAGAUGUCCUCGUUACAGCUGAUGCAGAUAUGCAAAUACGUAGUGAUAAUCACGCUGUGCUUAUGAAUUCACAGUCUUCAAUUAUUGAAGAAAGUCAUAUAAAUAGCAAUAAUGCUAAUAAUAUGGUGGAAGUUAUGAAUAAAUCUCCGGGAAAAAACGAAAAACUUUUAUUAUCUUCUACGCAAAAUAAUAAAAAUAUGGUUUCUGCCACCGUAGAAAACAAUUCUGAUCCAUCAAGACAUCUUCAGAUAGACUUGGUUGCGGAUAAUUCUGAAUUAUCCGAUUAUGAUUAUGAUGAACUAAUAAAUGAUCCUAUUCUGCAAACAGUAAAGGCACCAUCUAAACGAGACCUGACCAAGCCAACAGAAACUGUCAAUAAAAAGACUGAAAACGAUAAUUGCCGAACAAUUUCUGAUGCUGAGCCUUUAUUGUAUCGUAGCCAAAAUAAGAAUGCGCAUAAGGACACGUUGGAUUAUUUAGAAAAUUUGGAUUCUGAUGACUACGAUGAUAACGAUUAUAACAACGCUAUGGAUUUUAAUGACGAUUUUGAAGCAGAAAGAGAAUAUUAUACACAGCACACUAAUUUAAAAGAUUUGGACGAUGAUUUAAGGAUUAUUUCAGAAAUGAAGUUGAAAACUCCACCUUUGGCCGACCAAGUUGUUGUCAAAAGGGAAGUUCCGAGUAACUCUACUUUGAAGGUACCAGAGAUCGCUAAUAACAAAGAACAUAUUGGUACCAUGAACAAUAGCAAUGACCAUGUUAUAGGGUUAAGCGAUUUUUCCGAGGAUAGUGAUGACGACAUUUCUAUAAGUGAUAUUGUCAGUAGAAAAACUAAGUCUUUACCAAAUAAAGCGAUCAGAAAGACGUAUCCUUGGUCUAAUGAAGUAGAGGCUAGACUACAACAAAUCUUUCAUUUAAACGGGUUUAGACCCAACCAGUUAGAAGCGGUAAAUGCUGUUCUAGAUGGAAAAGACGUGUUUGUUUUGAUGCCUACUGGUGGCGGUAAGUCUUUAUGUUAUCAAUUACCAGCGGUUGUCAAUUCUGGGAAAACAAAGGGCACUACAAUUGUUAUUUCGCCUUUAAUUUCUUUAAUGCAGGAUCAAACAGAACAUUUAAUGGCAAAGAAUAUUCCUAGCGGUAUGAUCAGUUCCAAAGGUAAUUUGGAACAGAGAAGAUAUAUGUUUAAUUUAUUUAUUGAUGGAUUGUUGAAGUUAGUUUACCUAUCACCAGAAAUGGUGGGUGCAUCACAACAAUGCAAAAGGGCCAUUGAUAAAUUACAUAGAGAUGGAAAUUUGGCACGAAUAGUUAUUGAUGAGGCGCACUGUGUUUCCAACUGGGGGCAUGAUUUCAGACCAGAUUAUAAACAAUUGAAGUGGUUUAAGGAAACAUACCCUGACGUACCUAUGAUGGCGUUGACUGCUACAGCAAGUGAACAGGUUAGAAUGGAUAUUGUACAUAAUUUGGGGCUAAGAAAUCCAGUUUUUUUGAAACAGAGUUUUAAUAGGACAAAUUUGUUGUACAAAGUUGUUAAAAAGAAUAAAAAUGCGAUGUUUGAACUGGGAGAGGCAAUUAAAACCAAAUUCAAAAACCAAUCAGGUAUUAUCUAUUGUCAUUCGAAAAACUCGUGCGAGCAAGUGUCUUCCUACUUAAUUAAUAAUGGUAUUAAAGCUGCGUUUUAUCAUGCUGGUAUGGAGCCAGAUGAAAGGUUGCAUAUCCAAAAAGCUUGGCAAGAAGAUAAACUUCAAGUUAUCUGUGCUACAAUUGCAUUUGGCAUGGGUAUUGAUAAACCAGACGUUAGAUUUGUAUAUCAUUUUACAGUUCCGCGAACUUUGGAAGGCUACUAUCAAGAAACGGGUCGUGCUGGUAGAGAUGGAAAAUUUUCUGAAUGUAUUAUGUUUUAUAAUUUUAGAGACGUCAGAACAAUUCAAACAAUGAUCCAAAAGGAUAAAGAGUUGGAUAGGGAUAAUAAAGAGAAACAUUUAAAUAAGUUACAACAGGUUAUGCAAUACUGCGAAAAUACUACCGAUUGUAGACGUAAGCUGGUACUAUCAUAUUUUAAUGAAAAUUUUGAUGCCAAGGAUUGCCAUAAAAGAUGUGAUAACUGUUUAAAUGGUGCACAUAAUGAGACCGAAGAAAGAAAUGUUACGGAUAAAGCUGUGAAUAUAACAAAAAUGAUUAAAGAAAUCGAGCACAAUAAAGUUACGCUACUUUAUUGUCAAGAUAUUUUUAAGGGUUCAAGGAAUUCCAAAAUUGUGCAAGCUGGGCAUGAUAAUCUAGAAUAUCACGGAAUGGGUAAAUCUAUGAAUAAAUCCGAUUUAGAAAGAAUUUUUUUCAGGUUAGUUACAGAUCAAGUAAUACAAGAAUAUUCGGUGAUGAAUGGGCGCGGAUUUGCAUCCAACUAUGUUAGAUUAGGCCCGAAUGCGAGAAAGUUAUUGAAUGGGAAUUUGCAAAUCAAAAUGAAAUUUUCAAUAUCUAGACCGAGUACUUCAGUAACCACGAACAACAACAACAACAACAAUAAUAACUUUGCACCUAACAGCGAACAAGUAAUAAGGACCAACACCCGUUAUGAUACUGUUGGGACAACGGCUUCAUUUACCAAUGCCAGAGAUCAUUUAAGAGCUUUGUCAUAUAAUGAGGACCUAUACAAUGAGCAACAGCGGCAUAGACAGAUACAGGCUACACGCAUUAAUUUAACUUCUUCUGUAAACAAUGUUUUUUCAACCGAACAACUGUCUAAUAUUACCGAAGCGUAUAAUAAGUUGAAAGAAAUAGCUAUUAAAAAAAAGGAAUUUCUGGGUAUAAAUAAAUUGCAUACAUUUAUCACAGAACAGGCAUUAAGAAACGCAGCAAUACAUUUACCAACAACAAAACAAGAAUUUGGAAAAUUAGAAGGAUUGGGACCAAGGCAAGAGAAUAGGUUCAUACACUUUAAAAGCACUUUAAUAGAAUUGAAAAAUACAAGAGAUGAAAUUAUGGGGCAUCUUGAUGCUAUGGAAGAAGAUAUGAUUGUGGAAACUACUGGCGGCACGAACAUGACUAAUAAUCUGAAUAUUAGUAAUAGCCACAACAGCACAGGUCAUUCAUCCAGAUUUUUUAUUCCAAAUGAAGAAGAGGAAAAACACAGACUUGAGUUGGUUGAAAAAAUUAGGGAAAGUCAAAGUGUGCUGCAAUCAUCGACUCAAAAAUCAACACAAAAAAGUGGCAAAUAUAACGGUAGUGGUAGCACUAAUACUAAUAAACGUAGAUCUAAGUAUAAAAGGAGUUUUUAUUCGAAAAAAAGAAAGAAAACUUAG
Messenger RNA from Saccharomycodes ludwigii, 4905 nucleotides. It is a transcript of the gene SGS1, whose product is annotated as ATP-dependent DNA helicase SGS1. Bases 1 to 4905 code for a protein of 1634 amino acids. Gene Ontology annotation, biological process: DNA replication; double-strand break repair via homologous recombination. The record is from RefSeq and is a predicted model, not a curated record. The transcript has a single exon. Lineage: Eukaryota; Fungi; Ascomycota; Saccharomycetes; Saccharomycodales; Saccharomycodaceae. Gene Ontology annotation, molecular function: ATP binding; 3'-5' DNA helicase activity; nucleic acid binding. Gene Ontology annotation, cellular component: RecQ family helicase-topoisomerase III complex; cytoplasm; chromosome.